Solanum dulcamara is the source of this 1495-nucleotide messenger RNA. RefSeq lists its product as uncharacterized. The record is from RefSeq and is a predicted model, not a curated record. The coding region runs from base 191 to 1387 and encodes 398 amino acids. Gene Ontology annotation, molecular function: aldose 1-epimerase activity; carbohydrate binding. Gene Ontology annotation, biological process: beta-D-galactose catabolic process via UDP-galactose, Leloir pathway; glucose metabolic process. The transcript is spliced from 5 exons. Lineage: Eukaryota; Viridiplantae; Streptophyta; Magnoliopsida; Solanales; Solanaceae.
UAAUUUUUUAGGAUGAUAGAAAUUUUAAAUUUUAAAUUCGUCUAUUUCAACUAAUUAUCUAUCAAGUUAACAACCGCACACUCAUCAAUGUUGAUAUUCACGUGAGUUAAUAUCCACGCAGCUGACAAGUUCUGAUUUGUGCACAUGCAAACUGCAAUUAAUAAACUUUUUCAUAAUAAGGCAAAUAAUAAUGUUACCAUUCUCAAAAGAAAAAACAAUAAGGCCAAAGAUAUUGGAGGAGUGCACAUAUUCAAGGCUGAACAAGCUGUCACUCAGACAAUCUCAAGUCUCACUAGAGUUGACUAUGCCUUCAAAGAUUAAUUUGUUGAUCUGUUUAUUCAUUCUUCAUCUGUGGGCUGCCAUUAGUGUUGCAGGCCAAAAUAUAGGGGUCUAUGAGAUCAAGAAAGGAGAUUUCUCUGUAAAGGUCACCAAUUAUGGUGCCAGAAUCAUCUCUGUUUUUCUUCCUGAUAAGAAUGGAGAAAUAGGUGAUGUUGUUCUUGGAUAUGAAACAAUUGAGGAAUACAAGAAUGAUACCACUUCUUUUGGAGCACUACUUGGAAGGGUUGCUAACCGGAUUGGUGGUGCUCAAUUUACUUUGAAUGGAACACUGUAUAAGCUUGUUGCCAAUGAUGGUCCAAACUCACUGCACGGAGGCGUUAAAGGAUUUAGCCGUGUUGUUUGGAAUGUUAGCAAGUACCAGCAAGAUGGUCCCUAUCCUCACAUUACUUUAAUCUACCAUAGUGUUGAUGGUGAAGAAGGAUUUCCUGGUGAUCUUCUUGUCUCUGUUACCUAUGCAUUGAAAGACCCUUACAAGCUUAGUGUGGUAAUGAAGGUAAAAUCUCUGAACAAGGCCACUCCAGUUAACUUGGCUCAACACAGUUAUUGGAACCUUGGUGGACAUAACAGUGGCGAUAUCUUGUCCAACGUUGUUCAAAUCUUUGCGUCACACAUCACUCCAGUAGACACGUACCUCAUUCCUACAGGUGAAAUUUCUUCUGUCAAGAACACGCCCUAUGAUUUCCUUAAACCCCGUAAAGUGGGGAGCCAGAUCGAGGAACUCCCAAGUGGAUAUGACAUCAACUAUGUACUCGACAGCACUGACAAAAUGAAGCCCGUGGCAAUAGUUCAGGAUGAAAAGUCAGGAAGAGUGAUGAACGUAGAAGCGUCUGCACCUGGUGUCCAAUUCUACACUGCAAACUCCCUUAAUCAGAAGGGGAAAAGUGGAUAUAUGUAUCAGCCUCAUGCAGCAUUGUGUUUUGAGACUCAAGGGUUCCCCGACGCUGUGAAUCACCCAAAUUUCCCAUCAACAAUUGUGACUCCAGCAAAGGCCUACGUUCACAAAAUGUUGUAUACAUUCUCAAUCAUGAAAUACUGGAAUUCUUUUUAGUUUUCUCCACCAUCGUUUGUGUCUGUAGUAUCUUCUGCAUAAAAUUAAUAUUUCUGUCAAGGUUAUAUGUUCUUUAUGACAAAUAAAACAUCUGACAUUUUGACUCAA